CGAACCGCCGCAACCUUCUCCGACCGAGCAGCAGCUGCGAGUGCGAGUUCGAGCCCAAGUUCGACGGGCGAUCAAUGGCACGGUCGGAGCUGGUCAUGGCGUUGCUGGUGGCAGUCCUCGCCGCCGGCUGCUGCGCGUCGGCCGGCGCCGUGGCGUACCUCUCCAAGCUGCCCGUCACCCUCGACGUCACCGCAUCCCCCAGCCCCGGCCAAGUUCUCCACGCCGGCGAGGACGUGAUCACGGUGACGUGGGCCCUGAACGCGACCGGGCCGGCCGGCGACGCCGCCGCCUACAAGAGCGUCAAGGUCAGCCUCUGCUACGCGCCGGCGAGCCAGAAGGAGCGCGAGUGGCGCAAGACCCACGACGACCUCAAGAAGGACAAGACCUGCCAGUUCAAGGUCGCCCAGCAGCCCUACGCCGGCGCCGGCGGCAGCGUCGAGUACCGCGUCGCCCUCGACAUCCCCACCGCCGCCUACUACGUGCGCGCCUACGCGCUCGACGCCUCCGGCACGCAGGUCGCCUACGGCCAGACCGCGCCCGCCGCCGCCUUCAACGUCGUCAGCAUCACGGGCGUCACCACCUCCAUCAAGGUCGCCGCCGGCGUCUUCUCCACCUUCUCCGUCGUCUCCCUCGCCUUCUUCUUCUUCAUUGAGAAGCGCAAGAAGAAUAACUAA
Messenger RNA from Triticum aestivum (bread wheat), 674 nucleotides. RefSeq names its product high-affinity nitrate transporter-activating protein 2.1. NCBI's taxonomy places the organism in Eukaryota, Viridiplantae, Streptophyta, Magnoliopsida, Poales, Poaceae. Gene Ontology annotation, cellular component: plasma membrane. The coding region runs from base 75 to 674 and encodes 199 amino acids. Gene Ontology annotation, biological process: response to nitrate; nitrate transmembrane transport. The record is from RefSeq and is a predicted model, not a curated record. The transcript is spliced from 2 exons. Gene Ontology annotation, molecular function: nitrate transmembrane transporter activity.